This is a messenger RNA of Cololabis saira (Pacific saury), 15250 nucleotides long. RefSeq names its product ankyrin-3-like. Gene Ontology annotation, molecular function: protein binding. The coding region runs from base 655 to 12291 and encodes 3878 amino acids. Gene Ontology annotation, biological process: protein localization to T-tubule; regulation of cardiac muscle contraction; signal transduction. The record is from RefSeq and is a predicted model, not a curated record. Lineage: Eukaryota; Metazoa; Chordata; Actinopteri; Beloniformes; Belonidae. The transcript is spliced from 45 exons. Gene Ontology annotation, cellular component: T-tubule.
GAGAGCGUGUGCGUGCACGGAGGAUGCCUCGGUGCUCAGGUGCAGCCAGCAGACGGGAGGAAGCGCUCAAGCAGACAGCAGGACCAGCACAUUCACCCAGACAGCAGGGCUCUUUGCUGGGCUUGGGGCUGGAGCUCCAGCCCCCCCUGGACCUAUAAUCCUGGCGCUUCAUGAAUGUACCAGUAAUUGAGCCAUUUUUAUACAUAAUUCUGCAGCGCGGCUACAGUUCAGACUAUGUCUAGUUCAUAAAUGUACAAACCGUCUUCUUUUCUUUGUAUUUUAUUGACUUAUUUUGCACUUCUGGGAGCAGCUGAGGGAACAGCAGAAGGUUUUAAGGAGGUGCAACAGAGGAGCAUGUCGUGUCUCAGUCCUGCCCCAAACUGGAUCGUAGCGUCUGCCCGGUGUGGAUAACUGCUGAGGACAGAAAAGGAACAAAAGAGAGGGGCACAUUUUGAAAAGGCAAGGAAGAAAAGUCCCUCUCCUCUCACACACCUGUGAGGGCUCCUCGUCUGACGAAAGCGCAGCCGAGAAGAGGAGGACAAAAAAACAAAAACAAAAAAGGAGCCGGGAAGAAAAAGAAAGCCAAAAGAAGACUUUGUCUCCAUCCCUCCUUUCCCACUGCCCACCUGUGUGGAUUAAUUGGGCCGGAGCAGCAUGGCGCACGCCGCCUCCCAGCUGAAGAAGAAGGCAGAUGAGAACCUCAACGCUGUAGAGGACGAGAAGGAGGCGAAGAAGAAGGCGAGGAGGAAAUUGCGUGAAGCCAAGAAAAAGACGGAUGUGAACGCCUCUUACCUGCGAGCAGCUCGAGCCGGAAAUCUGGAGAAAGCUUUGGACUACCUGAAGAACGGAGUGGACAUAAAUAUCUGUAAUCAGAAUGGCCUGAAUGCUCUCCAUCUGGCGUCUAAGGAGGGCCAUGUGGAAGUGGUGGCGGAGCUCAUCAAGCAGGGCGCCAACGUGGAUGCAUCUACAAAGAAAGGAAACACCGCCCUCCACAUCGCUUCCCUCGCCGGGCAGUCGGAUGUCGUGAAGGAGCUCGUCACAAACAGUGCAAACGUCAACGCACAGUCUCAGAAUGGCUUCACUCCACUGUAUAUGGCGGCGCAGGAGAAUCACAUGGAUGUGGUGCAGUUCUUACUCGACAACGGCUCCAGUCAGAGCAUCGCCACCGAGGAUGGCUUCACUCCGCUGGCGGUGGCGCUGCAGCAGGGCCACGACCAGGUGGUCUCCCUCCUACUGGAGAACGACACCAAGGGGAAGGUCCGCCUCCCGGCGCUGCACAUCGCUGCGCGCAAAGACGACACCAAGGCCGCCGCGCUCCUGCUCCAGAACGACCACAACGCAGACGUGGAGUCCAAGAUGAUGGUGAAUAGGACAACAGAGAGUGGGUUCACUCCUCUCCACAUCGCUGCUCACUAUGGCAACAUCAACGUAGCAACGCUGCUGCUCAACAGAGGGGCAGCUGUGGACUUCAAGGCGAGGAAUGACAUAACGCCCCUGCACGUAGCAUCCAAACGUGGGAACAGCAACAUGGUGCGGCUGCUGCUGGAGAGAGGGGGCAAGAUAGAUGCACGAACAAAGGAUGGUCUGACGCCCCUUCACUGCGGAGCCCGGAGCGGCCACGAGCAGGUGUUGGAGUUGCUCCUGGACAGAGGAGCACCCAUACUGUCCAAGACCAAGAACGGUCUGUCUCCUCUUCACAUGGCGACGCAGGGCGACCACCUCAACUGCGUCCAGCUGCUGCUGCACCACGACGUGCCCGUGGACGACGUGACCAACGAUUACCUGACGGCGCUGCACGUGGCGGCCCACUGUGGACACUACAAAGUGGCAAAGGUCAUCGUGGACAAGAAGGCUAACCCUAACGCAAAAGCACUGAAUGGUUUCACCCCCCUGCACAUUGCCUGCAAGAAAAACCGAGUUAAGGUGAUGGAGUUGCUUCUGAAGCACGGGGCGUCCAUACAGGCAGUCACAGAGUCUGGUCUGACACCGAUCCACGUCGCCGCAUUUAUGGGACAUGAGAACAUCGUCCACCAGCUCAUCCACCACGGCGCGUCACCCAACACAAGCAAUGUGAGGGGGGAAACAGCGCUCCACAUGGCCGCCAGGGCCGGGCAGUCGGAUGUGAUCCGAUAUUUGGUUCAAAACGGAGCACGAGUCGAUGCAAAGGCUAAGGAUGAUCAAACUCCGCUGCACAUUUCCAGUCGUCUCGGGAAGCAAGACAUCGUGCAGCUGCUGCUCUCCAACGGAGCGUGCCCGGAUGCCACGACGCACUCUGGAUACACACCUCUGCACCUGGCUGCCAGGGAGGGACACAGAGACGUGGCUGCCGCUCUGCUGGAGCACGGAGCAAGUCUGGACAUCACUACAAAGAAGGGCUUCACUCCUUUACACGUUGCAGCAAAGUACGGGAAGCUGGAGGUGGCGAACCUGCUGCUGCAGAAGAAAGCUCCACCUGAUGCAGCUGGGAAGAGUGGACUAACUCCACUGCAUGUGGCAGCUCACUAUGAUAAUCAGAAGGUGGCGCUGCUCCUGCUCAACCAGAGAGCUUCACCACAUUCUGCUGCCAAGAACGGCUACACGCCACUCCACAUUGCAGCCAAGAAGAAUCAGAUGGAGAUAACCACCACAUUGCUGGAGUACGGCGCCUCCACCAACACAGUCACGCGGCAGGGCAUCACUCCUCUCCACCUUGCAGCUCAGGAAGGAAACAUGGACAUCGUGACGCUGCUGCUGGCGCGGGACUCUCCAAUUAACAUGGGCAAUAAGUCUGGGCUGACUCCGCUCCAUCUGGCCGCACAAGAGGACAAAGUCAACGUUGCAGAGAUUUUAGUCAACCAGGGGGCUGUUAUCGACCCUGAGACCAAGCUGGGAUACACUCCUCUCCAUGUGGCCUGUCACUAUGGCAACGUAAAGAUGGUCAACUUCUUGCUGAAGAAUCAGGUGAAGGUCAACGCUAAGACCCGGAAUGGUUACACCCCUCUCCACCAAGCUGCACAGCAGGGACACACGCACAUCAUUAACUUACUGCUUGCGCAUGGAGCAUCACCCAACGAGCUCACCGCUAAUGGGAACAGUGCGCUGUCCAUCGCCAGGAGGCUGGGCUACAUCUCUGUGGUUGACACGCUCAAGGUGGUCACAGAGGAGACUCUGACCACUAAGACUGUGAUGGAGAAGCACAAGAUGAACGUCCCCGAGACCAUGAACGAGGUCCUGGACAUGUCUGACGACGACGUCCGUACAGCCAAUGUUCCUGAAAUGAUCACAGAGGACUAUUUUUCUGAUGUGGAAGAAGAAAUGGAUGUUGGAAAUAUCUGCAUCAGCUAUACCUGUGACGACGCGAUGACGGGGGACACAGACAAAUAUCUGGCCCCCCAGGACCUGCGGGAGCUGGGGGACGACUCGCUCCCUCAGGAGGGCUACAUGGGCUUCAGCGUGGGUGCACGCUCCCAGAGCCUGCGUUCCUUCAGUUCUGAUAGGUCCAACACGCUGAACCGGAGCUCGUUCACGCGGGACAGCAUGAUGAUAGAGGAGAUGCUGGCGCCCACCAAGGACAUGAUGCUCUGCAAGGAAAAGUCUUUCAUUGUAGAGCAACACAAUAAGCAUUUGUCGGUUGCUAAGGAUGCAGACGACUCGCUGAGGAGAUACAGCUGGACGUCAGAUGCACUGGAUAAUGUCAACCUCGUCUCCUCACCCAUCCACUCGGGUUUUUCCUCUCCGCUCCCGCAGUACGACAGCAGGUUCCUGGUCAGCUUCAUGGUGGACGCCAGGGGCGGCUCCAUGAGAGGAAGUCGUCACAACGGCAUGCGCAUCAUCAUCCCGCCCAGGAAGUGCACGGCGCCCACCAGGAUCACCUGCCGCCUGGUGAAAAGGCACAAGCUGGCGUCGCCCCCUCCGAUGGUGGAGGGCGAAGGCCUGGCCAGCAGACUGGUGGAGGUCGGCCCGGCGGGAGCCCAGUUCCUCGGGCCUGUGAUAGUGGAGAUCCCACAUUUUGGCUCAAUGCGGGGCCAGGAGAGAGAGCUGAUCCUGCUGCGCAGUGAGAACGGAGAAACCUGGAAGGAGCAUGUUUACGACAGCAAGACUGAAGACCUCAAUCAGCUCCUCAACGGGAUGGAUGAAGAGUUGGAGAGUCCCGCAGAGCUGGAAAGGAAGAGGAUCUGCCGCAUCAUCACAAAGGAUUUCCCACAGUACUUUGCAGUAGUGUCUCGUAUCAGGCAGGAGACCCAUCAGAUGGGCCCGGAGGGUGGGACUCUGCGCAGCCGCAGCGUGCCAUUGGUCCAGGCUUCCUUCCCCGAGGGGGCGUUGACCAAGAAGAUCAAGGUUGGGUUGCAAGCCCAACCCAUACCCGAUGACACUGUAAAGAAAAUCCUCGGUAACCGAGCAACCUUCAGCCCAAUCGUUACCGUGGAGCCCAGGAGAAGGAAGUUCCACAAGCCCAUCACCAUGACAAUCCCAGUCCCGCCCCUCUCGGGGGAGGGGCUUACCAACGGCUACAAAGGGGACAGUACUCCUUGCCUCCGCCUCCUCUGUAGCAUUACAGGUGGUACAUCACCAGCUCAGUGGGAGGACAUCACCGGCACAACUCCACUCACAUUCAUCAAUGACUGCGUCUCUUUCACCACAAACGUGUCCGCCAGAUUCUGGUUGGCAGACUGUCACCAGAUCCCGGAGACGGUGAGCUUAGCCACACAGCUCUACAGGGAACUGAUCUGCGUGCCCUACAUGGCCAAGUUUGUGGUGUUUGCCAAGAUGAACGACCCGGUCGAGUCCAGUCUGAGGUGCUUCUGCAUGACGGAUGACAAGGUGGACAAAACCCUGGAGCAGCAGGAGAACUUUGAGGAGGUGGCCAGGAGCAAAGACAUAGAGGUCCUGGAGGGCAGGCCCAUCCAUGUGGACUGCUAUGGAAACCUGACUCCUCUGACCAAAUCUGGUCAGCAGUUAGUUCUGAACUUCUACGCUUUCAAGGAAAACCGUUUGCCCUUCUGUGUCAAGGUGAGGGAUCCCAGUCAGGAGCCCUGUGGCCGCCUGACAUUCCUCAAAGAGUGUAAGAGCAUUAAAGGCCUCCCACAAACUGCCGUGUGCAACCUGAACAUCACACUUCCUGCGGUGAAAAAGGAAACCGACUCAGAUGCCGAGGACGAGACUGAAAAGCCAGAACGACGUCAUACCUUUGCAUCCCUAGCCUUACGUAAGCGCUACAGCUAUCUGGCCGAGCCUGCACUGAAAGCAGCAGUUGAGCGAAGCACAGCAGCAAGAGCGCUGCCUGCUGGUUACCCUCACAAACCUGUCUUUCCAACCAGACCUUACCCACCAUGGUCGACUGCUCCUAUUACCGUCCCUGGCCAAACAAGGCCCGCCGGAGUGGGGGGUCCCCUCAUCCCUGCCGAUUCACCGACAGGCUCACCCACUGCUUCUCCACUGAAGUCUACGUGGCCCCUCUCAGCCGCAUCACCUGCAACCCCCCCAUCUAUUAAAGUCAACCUGGGAGCUCCACCCGUCCUGUCAUCCCCAGUUAAAUCAAUCAGUGACAUAACCUCCUCAUCCCCCAUCAGGUCCUACAGGACUGUGCCUUCACCCAUUAAAACUGUCGUCGCGCAGGGUCAGUACCCGCUUCAGGGGUCUGCUAGCCUUCUGUCCUCUGGAAAUAAACCUGCAACAGACCCGGCUUCAAUCAAAAACCUGGCUUCAGUAUACGCGUCGAGAACUUCUCCUCUUCAUUCAGCAACCAGUGGUUCUUUAUCCGAGAGGUCUUCAGCUCCCUCUACGACUGCUUUGCCAAAAACGCAGUACAGCAUGUACAGUUCCAAUCUACCUUUUAAAACUGCCCCUGUGACCGAUGCAACUGCUGCUGCCCUUUCUGUUAGGAGCAUCUCCAGUUUGUCCUCCUUAAAAACGUCCGUUGACUCAACGCUGUCAUCCCGAGGAGGCAGGACGUCAGUGUCGUCUCUCUCCUCCACCGGCCAGACGACUAUUGCUCCCUCCGAGUUUUCCAUGAUGAACGGAUCGGCCUCGCCUGUUAGAUAUCCAUCCUCUUCCUCCACUCCAUCCUCCCCUUCUUCACGUCUCAUCUCAGAGAGGAGCAGCAGCCUUCAGGAGAGGAUCCAAGCCACUACCCAGGCAGCGACGUCUGUCGUCAGUGAAGCCAUAAAUGAAGUUAUGGACUCGUACUCCGUCUCAGGCUACGGCACACUCAAAUCGCUGGCUUCCUCCCAUAGAUCUGCAACAGCCAGCUCUGCUUAUGGCUCUCUGAGAUCUGCGGGAGCCCCCCCGAGCUCAACAGUCACAUCUAACACAAUGACCGUCCCUGUUUAUUCACUAGUCAACGUCAUCCCAGAGACCCCUGUCAAACCGGGCCCUGGGUCUCUGAAAAUGGCGCUUCCCGAUUCCCGUCAUACUUCAUCCUCAUCAUCUUCUUCUUUGUCUAACUGUGUUACAGCAACGAAAUUAAAGUCUCAGUUGAAAUCUCCUCCAUUUAUCACGCCGCCCAUCGUCCACCCAGCUCCGACGUCCAACCAGGAGAUACUCAAAGACGUAGCAGAAAUGAAAGAAGAUCUUAUCAGGAUGUCGGCUAUCUUACAGACGGACACUCAGACAGCAGCUAAAACUGUCCAGACAUCACUUACUGGUACUCCAAAAGAGAGUAAAUUAGAAGAUGAGGAGCCAUAUACUCUAGUGGAGAGGGUGAAGGAAGAUUUAGUCAAAGUCAGUGAGAUUUUACAGAAAGAUGCUGCAGGUGAAGGUAAGGACAGAGCAUCAGAGGAUGAGUGGGAGGAAUUUUCCAAAGAUGAGAUUGAGGAGGCACAAAGAAGUACCCUCCCAGACUAUUAUCCUCUUUUUGAUGAAAACACACUUUUCCACAAGCACCAGUCCAUGACAGGCAAAGAACUAGAUUUAGCUAAAGUAGUUGAUUUAUUAACAAACGAAAUGGGUGCUAGCUCUCUUUCCAAAAUGGCAGAGCUGAAAAGGAUGUAUGAGGAUGAGGUGAAAAGAGAAGGUGAGGAGAAACAGAAGCGAGUCCUCAGACCGUCUAUCUCUAUCCAGGAGAAUAAACUCAAGAUGCCGCCGCCGGUGUCAGGCAUGGUCAGGUCUCCCUCGGAGAAGGACCUCAGCAAGCUGGCUGAGUCGUACCAGGGGUCAGACACGAUCCUGGAAUCCCCCGAGGACCUGUCUCAUGAGCAGGACAAGAGUCCCCUGUCAGACAGCGGCUUUGAGACCCGGAGUGAAAAGACGCCCUCUGCUCCUCAAAGCGCCGAGAGCACAGGGCCGAAGCCUCUCUUCACAGAUUCCCCCAUCCCCCCUUGUGUCACUGAAACCAGGACCGAGGUGAUCCACAUCAGGAGUUUUGAGCAGCCUGAUGAUUUCUGCGAGCCUGGACUCAUGGAGGAGGCUUCGUGUGGCUUCGCUGCUUUAGAGCCGGACACGGCUUCGACAGCAGCCUUGCAGAUGAAGAUCCCAGAAGAUGACGCCAUGAUGAACAAAAGCAUGUGUCUUACAGAGGAAACGCAUGUUACCACUACUACGACAAUGGUUUACCACAAACCCCAACUGACUGACAGUGCAGAGAUGAUUGAGGAGGGUAUGUCAGUUAGGGAUAUCAUGAAAGCUUUCCAGUCAGGGAGGGACCCGUCUAAAGAGCUGGCAGGCCUUUUUGAACACAAAGCUAGCCAGGAUUCAGUCAAAGGCGACGAACUGACGCCUAUAUUCUUUGACAGGGAAGUUAAGUCCAAACCCAAAGUCGAGAGGAUAAUCGAGGUUCAUAUCGAAAAGGGCCACAGCACAGCCGAACCCACUGAGGUUAUUUUCAGAGAAACCAAGAAGCACCCCGAGCUUUACGUCUACAAAGGUGACCGCGGCAUCAAAGAACUGACUGAGUUUGAUGAGGCCCAACAGGAAGAGGAGGAGCUUACUGCCGAAGAAUCCUUGCCCUCCUUCCUGGAAACCUCUCGCGUUAACACCCCGGUAUCGCAGGAAGAGGACAGCCGCCCGAGUUCUGCCCAACUAAUGGCAGAUGAUUCCUAUAAAGCUCUAAAACUACUGAGCCAGCACUCCAUAGAGUAUUGCGACGAUGAGCUUUCGGAGGUUAGGGGAGAGUCCUAUAGGUUUGCGGAGAAAAUGCUUCUCUCAGAGAAGCUCGAUAUGUCGGCGCAGUCUUAUUCAGACACAGAGGAUCCGGCAGCAAUGGCCGGCAAAAAACGCCACCUAGUUUCUGAGGACACUGGUAGCACUGAAAGCCCCCAUCAGCAGCAAGGCAGCCCUAAAAGAGAGUCUUUCUCAAAGUCGUCAAAAGACGGGUCUCCCAAAUCAGGUAAAUUCCAAUACAGGGAAGAACCGUCCCAGUUCGACAAGGUGACAGUGCUCCAUUACUCCACAGAGCAGGGCAGCCCCAAACAUGCAGUCUGGAUGCGAUUUACAGAAGAUAAACACGACAGGAGCAGGGACAAGCUUCUUUAUGAGGACAGGGUCGAUCAAACUGUGAAGGAAGCCGAAGAAAAACUCAGUGAGGUGUCGCAGUUCUUCCGUGACAAAACAGAGAAGCUGAACGAUGAGCUGCAGUCCCCUGAGAAAAAGCCUGUUCGGCGAGAGCUGAAGGAGCCCAGAUCCUGGCCGGGCUCAGCCUGCACCAGUCCUGAGAAAACACAGCAGAAAUCCAAGGUUGCAGAUGAUGGGCUGAGUAAAAGUAAACUCAGGGAGCCGUCAGUCGGUAAAAUGUUUGGUAGCUCUACAGCAGCUGAUAAGAGAAGCUCAAGCUUACCAGGAAGUCCUCAGAAAAGCUCUUUCUCUUAUAGUGAGGAUAAAAUCAAACAGCAACUUAAGACGAGUGAGUCUGAACCCUCUUCUCCUGCUCACGUAAAAUCUACGUCGAAAGUUAGCGCUGUGAGGAUGAAAUUUGAAUCUGCGGCUCAGAAAUCAGGCCAGAAUCAAUCAAGUCCAACCAAAAUUCCUCCUCCAGUUCAACCAAAACCGUCUAUAAAGAAAUUACAGGAGAGCAAACUUCCUGUUUAUCAGUUUUUCACUGGAGGGAAUGGAUCAAAAGCAUCUGAAACAUUAGAAGAGGAAAGUCAGAAAAAAGAUGUUAGAAAGAACAUAGAUUCAAGUAAGUCCGCAGUCACAUCUACAUCGAAAACUCCCAAAGUAGACAAACUCCCCAAUAAAAAUUUAAUAGAGGCCUCUCAACAACUUGCUGAAGUUAAGAUGGAAAAAGCAGCAACUAAAGGUAAAGAUAGUCACGCCAGUGUUACUCAGGAUAUGAAGGAAAGCAAUAAAGGUCAGAAAGUUCAGACACCUCCGGUCCAUGCUGCCGAAACUAAAAUUUACCAACAGACCGCAAAAAGUGUUACUCCUUCCAAAGAAAUCAAGGCUGAGCUGCCUAAAAAAGAUGCAGAAGAACCGCUAAACAAAAACCUCAGAAAAAAGACGGAAUCUCAGAUUCCUGUUAGAACGUCCCCUUCUUUAGACAAUGAUCUCAAAAAGAAACAAACAAUUAUUAAACCCUCGCAGAUACCCACACUUUCCAAAACGAAAAGUCUUGAGAUAGCCCCGGCCAAAACAGAUUUAACCUUUGAAAUUCUAGAUAAUGCGCCCAAAGAUUCCAACUCCAACAACCUUCCAAGCCCUAGAGAGGUGCUGGAGAAAGUCGUAGCCCCUCCAGCCGCUGUAACAACCAAAGAAAACUUCAAGGGUAUCAAAACAUUACCAGUUUAUGUCCAGGUGGGUAGGCAGGCUGAAAGAGAAGCAAAGGGAGCGCUCUACACAGUCAAACAGAACUCCAACUCUGCACUCAGCCCCAUAAGCCCAGACGAUGACACACUGGAGCAGGUAUCCUUCAUUGACAGUUCAGUUAAAAGCCCCAUCACACCAGAUACCCCCAGCUCCGAGGAGGUCAGCUACGACCUCACAUGCAGGACUCCUGAUGGCUUCAUGGAGUUCAUAUCAGGGAAACCGAGCCCCAUCAUGGAGGUCUCUGAGGAAUUAGAGGAAGAUGAACAAGGCAGGAAGGUUUUCUUCUUUAAAGAAGCCCCACCGGAGAGCAAAACUGGCCAUAGUGUUAUGCAAGAAGACUUUGUAAAUGCAAAUCAAGAAGAAACCAACAUUUUUGAUAAUCAACAGGAAUUCAUUGCUAAUUUCCACCAGCAUGAAACAGUAGUUAGCAGCAUACAUGAUGAGAUAACAGGACUGGAGCAACAAGAAGUCUCAAAGGAUAAGGGUGUAGCAUAUAUCGAGUUCCCUCCCCCUCCCCCCCUGGACUCAGGUUCAGAAAUGUCAGACCCAGAGAGAAAGGGGUCCUGUGCCUCUUCAGAGGCCGAGACUGAAAUGAUGGAGGUGAACCUGCAGGAGGAGCAUGACAGGCAUCUGCUCGUAGAGCCGAUCAUACGCAUACAGCCCCCUUCCCCAGUGCUUCCCGGGAGUGAUGACAGUCGGUCAAAUGGUGAAGAUGAAGAAGAGGACGAUGAGUCAAUCUUCCAACCAAUUCGUUGUAAAAAGUUCUCUUUCAAAGCUCCUGGGGAGGAGGAGAAGAAGGGCGACCAGGAAAAGACUUCUAAAUCCAAAAAGCAGGACAAAAAUGGAAACAACAAAGAGCUCAAUGGUGGGACCAAUGGCUCCAAUGGUUCUACCAAUGGUUUCAAUGGUUCUAAUGGUUCUAAUGACAAAGGAGACGACUACGAUUGUGAACAAAAUGGAAAUGACCAGUCUAUCACAGACUGUUCGAUUGCCACAACGGCGGAAUUUUCUCACGACACAGACGCAACAGAGAUUGACUCUCUGGAUGGAUAUGAGCUUCAGGAUGAGGACGACGGCCUUUGUGAGCAGGCAGAUCUGCGGCUGUUUGGUCUUCCAGACAGCAGAAAAGACGUCUGGUCAACAGACACAUUCAGGUCACCUGACCGCACCUUUCCCCAGACAAAACUGGAAGUUAUCGAAGAAGAGAAAACUCCGGAGGAACUUCAAAAGGACACUUUGAAAAGUGAUACCCCCUCAAACGGGGGAACACCUGAGGGGAUUAGUAAAGAUAAAUCCAACACUGAAGAACAAAAUCAAUCAGAUAAAGAGGGCUUUUCAGACACUUACUUUAGUUAUAAGUUAGAUGAAGAGUUUAACUCGCCAUUUAAGACUGUUGCCACCAAAGGGCUGGACUUUGAUCCCUGGCCCUCUAAAGGUGGCGAAGGAGAAAUCGUUGACAUGGGAGGGGCACGGGAAAGCAAUGGUGAGCCUAAGCCUUUCGGACUGGCGGUCGACGACCAGUCUCAGGCCACAACAACAGACACCACCCCGGCCCGAACUCCGACGGACGAUAGCACGCCGACGAGCGAGCAAAACCCAUUCCCCUUCCAUGAAGGGAAGAUGUUUGAGAUGACACGCAGUGGUGCGAUUGACAUGAGCAAGAGAGACAUGGUGGAGGAGAGGCUGCAGUUUUUUCAGAUUGGCCCUCAGAGCCCCUGUGAGAGAACAGACGUUCGGAUGGCAAUAGUAGCUGACCAUCUCGGCCUCAGCUGGACCGAGCUGGCCAGGGAGAUGGAUUUCUCUGUGGAUGAGAUCAACUUCAUCAGAGUGGAAAACCCCAACUCCCUGACAGCACAGAGCUUCAUGCUCCUAAAGAAAUGGGUGCACAGGGAUGGUAAAAAUGCCACAACGGACGCUUUAACGGCGGUGCUGACUAAGAUCAAUCGGUUGGAUAUUGUGACUUUGCUGGAAGGGCCCAUAUUUGACUACGCAAUGGUAGCUAAGCUGCUUAGCAGUCCCACGCUCCCCGCGUAUCCUCAAACGCCUCAGCCUUCUUUCCUCCGAUCCAGCGCUUUCCUCUCCUGCUCGCCCUCCUACUCCAGCCAGCUCACCCCUCUCUCCCGCCAGUCGCCUGCCUUCCCCUUCCCCUCGCCCCCUUCCACGCCCCCCGUCUACCUCAUGCCUGUGGCCCCCGUCCUCCCUCACUUCUUCACCCUGCCGUACUCCCCUCCUCUCCCCCCCUCCCCUAGAAGUGCUUUCAGCUGCUCCUCCUUCUUCUUCCCUCCCAGCUUCUCUUCCUCCGCCGUCGGUCUGCCGCUGUCGCCUCGCGCCUCCUCCCUCCCUCCCGGCUCUGCCCCCCCCACCCCUGCUUGGUCCGCUCCCACUCCUCCUCCUGAUCCUUUGUGCGUCUCUUCUUCAACAUGUGCCUCCUCUCCUCCUUCACAUCCUCCGCCACCUCUUCCCGUUUCCUCCCCUCCUCCUUGGGCUCCCCCCUCUCCUCCCUCCUCCCCUCUCCCCCCUGGUGUCCCCUCACACUUCAGGCGUGAUCGCUCCGUCCCCGAGGUUCAUAUUUAGGUGUCCGUGUCCCUGCCGCUCUCUGGCAUUUGCUUGAAUCCGGCCGAGGAUCACAGCAAGCUGAAGCUUUGGCUUGUUGUAAGCGGCCGAAACCAAACUCCUACUUCUCAGUUUUACUCAGAUCUGCAUGUUUACGGGCCUGAAGUUAAGUGCUUUGAUCCGGCUGACUUGGGUUCAAGUUGUUUAGCGUAACCCAGAUUAUGUCCAGUUUCUAGCUGAUAUUUCAGAGUUUAUCUUUGAUUUCUUUGUCUCCAUCUUUGUGCUGUUGUUGUGUCUACUGUAGGGCUGGUUCAGAGGUCACAAGAACCCCCAGACUUAAAAAGAUGUGAAGCCACCUUUAAACCAUGCGAACAGAGCGAGGCUAACGUGUCCCAGGACUCAUUCAUGUAAAGCUACAUCCAGUCCAGUGUGUCCUCCCCGUUCAGCUUUGAUCUUUUAAAAACUCCUGAGGAGGAGAUCAAACUCUUGGGCUGCUGAAUCCUCCGCUACACUUACCAGCAAGCAGUAUGAAGAGUUUUAGCAGUUUUUAGCUUUUUCCUUUUCCUUCUGUGACAUGUGUGCAGAUAAAAAAGGGCCGCAGGACUGCAAAUCCCAAAUCCACACCAAAGACGGUCCUCACUCUUUCAUGAUGAGAGACAUUUGCACGUUCCCCCACUAGUGGGUAGUUCAGCACUUCUCAGCCUCAGCAGAGAUGUGGAGCUGUCUUGCAGUUUACAUCAGCAGACAAAGCAGAGCAGGGCAUUUUUGUGGAGGAGAGGCCCGAUAAAAUCAGGAGGAAGACUAAAGUAUGUCGGGGGGAAAGUGACGAGGGCCAUUUCUUAGCUCCUACCUGCAGAACAUGGUCAGGCGUAGAUGAAGCACUGCUCCAGUUCAAUAGUCUGCAUCAGACCAGAGAUCCUCCAGAUGUGUUCUCGCUAGGAAUGGGCGAUAUUUUACCGUUCACGAUAAACUGUCAAAAAAAUUCCUCACGAUAAGAAUUUGUUAUGUCGCGUAAAAACGAUAAAUUUGCGUCGAUGAUGUUUUUGUGUAAAGCCUGAAUUAUGGUUCUGCGUUAAAUCCACGCACAAGGAAGGAAGGAAGGAAGGAAGGAAGGAAGGAAGGAAGGAAGGAAGGAAGGAAGGAAGGAAGGAAGGAAGGAAGGAAGGAAGGAAGGAAGGAAGGAAGGAAGGAAGGAAGGAAGGAAGGAAGGAAGGAAGGAAGGAAGGAAGGAAAGAAAGAAAGGGGAAAAGGAAGGAAUGGAGAAAAGAAGGAAGGAAGGGAGAAAAGAGGAAGGGAAGAAGGAAGGAGAGAGCAGGAGGAACGAAGGAAGGAAGGAAGGAAGGAAGGAAGGAAGGAAGGAAGGAAGGAAGGAAGGAAGGAAGGAAGGAAGGAAGGAAGGAAGGAAGGGAAAAAAGAAGGAAGGAAAUGAGCCAGAAAGAAAGAAAGAAAGAAAGAAAGAAAGAAAGAAAGAAAGAAAGAAAGAAAGAAAGAAAGAAAGAAAGAAAGAAAGAAAGAAAGAAAGAAAGAAAGAAAGAAAGAAAGAAAGAAAGAAAGAAAGAAAGAAAGAAAGAAAGAAAGAAAGAAGGGUACAUUCCCGUUGAUGAGGUUUUUGUUUAAUAAACAUGGCGGAUCUGAGAGCGAGAUAGAUUUAUAGUUACAAAGAUGGAGUUGAAUUGGUAUUUUUUUAAUCGUCAUUUUUAUCAUUAUCGGGAUAAAUGCCAGAAAUUAUCGUGAUACUUUUUUUAGUCCAUACCGCCCAUCCCUAGGUCUCGCUCCAUCCGUUUUAUCAAAGAGGCACUAAGAUAGAGUGCUGGUGGAUAAAUACGGGGAUUUCAGCAGCACAGCAGCUAAAGGUCUGUGUUCCUCAGAAGUUAAUUGAGACCAAAUAAAGCUGGAAGGAGAGUGGCACUUUAAUCCAUCAAGCGCCCAUAAAAGCAACUCAAUGACUGUUGCUUUGUUGGAUGUGAAAACAACAAAAACAACUAUUCAGUUCAGCAGAAUAGUUUAAUAACAUGGCAAUCUUCCAGACCUCUGAAAGAUUCAAACCAAACAUAAUGAAAAGAGUAUCUGGGUUUUACGCUAAAUCAGAGGAUGUCGAGGGGUUGUGUAGAACGUAAACAGGGGAGGGAAAAAAAGUUAUUCCUGCAUUUACCUUGGCUUUAAUUUCCGUUUAAACCCCCAAAUCCUUCCUGCUUCAUCUUAUGUAUACAUAUAUAUAUAAUAUUAUUAAUAUACAUGCAUUUCUGCAUUUAAGGCCUACAAAACCCCAAAAAUGUAUUUUUGAAAGCUGCAUUUGUUGUUAAAUAUAAAUGUUUCCACAUUUAAGCUUCUGAAUGCUCCAUUUUUGUCUUCGGUCCGGAGCAACGUGCAUAUUGGAGUCAGUCCAGAGACGUAAAUGACAACAUAAAGAUUGUCUUUUGCACAGUUUGACGCUGUAUUUGUGAGCUUAAUCCCCAUUUUACGGGCUCGUCCAUGUGGUUGUACCAGUUAUUACUGAAUAACACUUCCAGGGGCUUUUAAACAGAUUGUUUUGAAAUAUUUUCUCACACAUUUAUUGCAAAUUUAAGUAAUUAUAAUCACUUGUUAGUAUUAAUAUUAUUCUGAUUUUAUUUUACAUCAUUAUUGGCCCUAAAUUGCAUCCCAACUAUUGCUGUAAAUGUUUUGCAGGUCUAAAAUGCAGGAUGUAUAAUUUAACAAAUAAGAUAAAAUCAACCAAGUAAAAAAUGAAAUAUCUGGACUUCAUAUUGUCUGCAAAGAAAAACAUGUCAAAGUAAAUGCAAGAAUCUAUUUUUUCUUUUUUAAAUAAGUUUAAUUUUCCAUAACAUCACUUUUUUUCUGACUUGGGGUUCUAGCUGUGACUUUUGAACGAAAGCUCCCCCCUAAAUGUUUCUCAUUUCAUCACCUCCACCACCUUUCAUCAUCCUCUCUCUUCCACCUCUCCCUCCUCCAUCGCUCCUCUAAUCCUUUCCUCGUGCCAUCC